This is a messenger RNA of Aaosphaeria arxii CBS 175.79, 1002 nucleotides long. RefSeq lists its product as uncharacterized. The coding region runs from base 1 to 1002 and encodes 333 amino acids. The record is from RefSeq and is a predicted model, not a curated record. The transcript has 8 exons. Lineage: Eukaryota; Fungi; Ascomycota; Dothideomycetes; Pleosporales.
AUGUUGUGGGCACCCUACGCAUCCCUAGCGCUCCUUGCGCCUAGUAUUCAUGCUCUCUUACGGUUCUCAUGUUCUCAACUGGUCAUAGAACGGCUCGAUCCACUCGUCAAUCCUGGUGAAAAACAGUCCCCUCACGUACACCAGAUCAUCGGCGGCAAUGCGUUCAAUGCCUCUAUGGACCCAACUAUAUCACCUUCAGAUGAAGCGACUUGCACAACAUGUACCUUUGCUGAAGAUUUUUCCAAUUACUGGACGGCAGUACUUUUCUACCGUGCUAAGAAUGGUACAUUCAAGCGAGUGCCUAUCAAACAAAAUGUUGGCUUCGAAUCUGCUUCGGGUGGUAUGACGGUGUACUACACACCUAUCCUUCAAGGAAAAGCCAAAGUCACAGCAUUCAAGAAAGGCUUCAGAAUGAUAGUUGGCAACCCCUCCUACAGGACCGAGGCAGAGGCGAAAAAGUUCCGCCAGUUGACCUACACAUGCCUCCAAAACAUGAACACUCGCACCGGAGAGACACUAGACUUCCCAAAAAAAGCCUGCCCGGCUGGAAUCAUGGUGAAUGUCCGUUUCCCAACGUGUUGGGAUGGCGUUAAUCUAGAUUCCCCGGACCAUAUGGCUCAUGUGGCUUAUCCCAGCAGCGGAACUUUCGAAAGUGGUGGACCCUGCCCGGCAUCGCAUCCUGUCAAACUCCCGCAGCUAUUUUACGAGGUCAUCUUUGAUACCACGAAGUUUAAUGACAAAUCACUGUGGCCUACAGACGGCAGCCAGCCCUUUGUAUGGAGCUUCGGUGACCAGACCGGAUACGGGAACCAUGGGGACUAUGUGUUCGGUUGGAAAGGUGAUGCGCUCCAGAAAGCCAUGGACUCCAAUUGCAACAUAAAUUGCCCCGAACUGAAGACCCAGAGUAUUGCAACAGGAAACAAAUGUGCCCAGGCACAGAAGGUCAAGGAGAACUUGGAUGGCUGGCUUACAGAACUGCCAGGAGGCAUGCCAGUCGUGUAA